This is a messenger RNA of Topomyia yanbarensis, 1500 nucleotides long. Its product is annotated as E3 ubiquitin-protein ligase TM129. Gene Ontology annotation, biological process: protein ubiquitination. Lineage: Eukaryota; Metazoa; Arthropoda; Insecta; Diptera; Culicidae. The transcript is spliced from 2 exons. The record is from RefSeq and is a predicted model, not a curated record. Gene Ontology annotation, molecular function: ubiquitin protein ligase activity. The coding region runs from base 197 to 1375 and encodes 392 amino acids. Gene Ontology annotation, cellular component: endoplasmic reticulum; membrane.
CAAAACAAAACGCUGUCAAAAAAUCAAUCUAUUUAUGGUAUCAUUCGCGUAAGACAUGGUUAUCUAUCGGAACAUCUAGAGCAGAUUGAUUAGAAUAGAAUCAACCCCGAUUACAUUUCUAUUGAAAAGUUUGUGGUGCACGUAACAGAAGAUGCUAGAACAAUUUUGAACCGAUACCAGAAAACACAAAGGAAAAAUGUCUCAGGAAAGCGCCAUCGUGUUUACCAUCUUCUACGCUCUGAUAUGCUUCUGCAUUGUCUAUCCCUCGACGGAGUUCGUAUCGGCCGGGUUAACGGUGGAUCACGUCUUCUCAUCCACACUCGGCUCGGAAAGUAUCACCUUCGUGCAGCAUCACAUCCGUCGAACGAGCCUCAAUCUGAUGGUUCAUUCGUUGCUUCCGCUUAUGUACAUCCGUGUAUACUUCAUGCAGUUCGCCAGCAGCAAUGACGAGGAUAGUGAUAGUGUGGCAUCUUCACUUCCGGAUUCGUACUCUACGGUGAUGUUAGUGUGGAGAGUUUUAAUCGCUGCGAUUGUUCUGUUACCCGCUUUGGUGGCGGCUGCUAUUUACUACUGGUCCAGAAAUAAUUGGCAAAAUCAUCCGGUUGCGAAAUAUUUGGCAAAGUUUGCAAUCCCCGGGACACGUUUCGAAGACUGGCGAGCGGUUGCAGCCAGCAUAAACGAUGAAUACCGGAGAGAUGAUAAGGUAGUCAUUCGGAUGAAUCCGGUUGCGCGGAUUGUAGUGACGGAAAGUUGGAUCAUCAAAACCGGUCCGUACUGGAUCAAUGUUGCUCAUCAGGAUGAUACGGCGUUGAUUGCUUAUAAGAGCGACACACACGAUGUUAGCCAGGAAGCUUUCGAAACCGUGCAAUUUGUCAACAUAGCUGUAAAACCUACUCGAGCGGGAAUAAGAGAGUUUUCCAUACGAAUCAAUGCACUUGACUUCAAAGAUUUGCAAGAUCGUCUCAGUCGUCCAAUAACUAUCCUUUCCAGUGUAAAAUUCCAUCGCUCUGUUCUGGACCACUUUGUGGAAGUGUUCAAAGACCAAGUCGCGCAGAAUCCACGUCACCGGUUGGAUGUUGACGUAGCUGUUGAUAAUCUAGACAAUUGUUUCGCCUGUAUGCAGGCACAACCGAAUAUAAAAAUUCAAAAACACUGCCUGGACGUCGACGAAGCAGGGGAAGCUCUGCCGGAAGCGCGCUGCUGUCAGGUUUGUAACUGUCGACCUAUGUGGUGCAUCGAGUGUGUAGCCAAGUGGUUCGCUUCAAGACAAAAUCAAUCGGAGCGGGAAUCGUGGCUGCAGCAGAAGUGCACCUGUCCGAUGUGUCGCGCACGGUUCUGCAUCCUGGAUGUGUGUUAUAUUGAGGGACGUCGAUGAUAAGGAUAGGACGAAUCGAAAAAGCUGUGCAAAGAAGCCUUUCAUGAACUGCUUUAGAUACUUUAACGUGUGUUUUGAUGUUAUAUUUAAUGAGAAGCUUAAAAACGAUGUUUAAACAACAAAAA